AGGCGUGGGUCCUUGUAUUCGUCGCGCAUCUCCCAGCAGUCCCUUCGCUUCCUCUCUGAUUUAUUCUCCACGCCCUAAGGGGUUCAGUUCACAGCCGCGCUGAUCACAUAGAGGGCUGCAGGUCCUGUUUGCGUGCUCACCGACGACUCUGGUGGUUUUUUCUCCCCUCUUAAGUGUGAAACAGCCGGUCUGUGAGGCUUUUCUCACUCCUACACCGACAUCGCACGCGCCCACCGGUUCUCAACAUGUCAGGUGAAGACGCGCCCGCGCAGCAGCAAAACGCCGAGGAGCAAAAACCGCAGCAGCAGCAGCAGGAUGGCGAGCCCAAAAGCGAGUCGCCUAAAACCGAGAACAAACCCGAGGCUGAACCUGCUGCCGCUGCUUCAGGAGAGGAGGCGGCGGCUGCGCCCGCGGACAAACCCGCCGCCGAGGAGGACACGUUCAGCUACCGCGCUCUUGUGCUCACAGGCUACGGCGGCUAUGACAAAGUGAAGCUGCAGGUGAAGAAAGGAAAGCCGGCGCUCAAGAGUGGAGAAGUGAUGGUGCGCGUCAAGGCGUGCGGCCUUAACUUUGCCGACCUCAUGGCGCGCCAGGGGCUGUACGACCGUCUCCCGUCUCCACCCGUUACACCGGGAAUGGAGUGCUCGGGGAUCAUCGAGGCUAUCGGUGAAGACGUGAUAGACAGAAAAGUGGGUGAUAAGGUGCUGGUUCUGAACCGCAGUGGUCUGUGGCAGGAAGUGGCUGUGGUCCCCAGUUCUCACACCUUCCCCAUGCCUGAGGGGAUGAGCUUCGAGGAGGCGGCAGCUCUGCCAGUCAACUACAUCACCGCUUACAUGAUGCUGUUUGACUUCGGCCACCUGCGUCCCAAUCAGAGUGUGCUUAUCCACAUGGCUGCAGGAGGGGUGGGGAUCGCUGCCACUCAGCUCUGUAAGACGGUGAAGGAUGUCACUAUCUUUGGAACAGCCUCAGCCAGUAAGCAUGAGGUCAUCAGUGAGGGAGGAGUUACACACCCCAUUGAUUACCGCACACGGGACUAUGUAGAGGAAGUCCGCAAGAUCAACCCCAAAGGGGUGGACAUUGUCCUGGAUCCCUUGGGUGGCUCUGACACUCAUAAGGGCUACAAUCUGUUGAAGCCAAUGGGCAAACUCAUCAGCUAUGGUGCUGCCAACAUGCUGUCUGGUCAGAAGAAGAAUCUGUUUGCCGUUGCUAAAACCUGGUACCAGCAGUUCACCAUUCACACCCUGAGUCUGUGCCAGAGCAACCGUGCAGUCUGUGGCUUCCACCUGGGUUACUUGGACUCUGAGCUCGUCAUUGAUGUCAUGAACAGCUUGCUGGAGCUGUACCAGCAGGCCAAGAUCAAACCCCGUAUUGACUCCACCUACCACCUUGAGCAGGUUGGCGAUGCCAUGCGUAGGAUGCAGGAGCGGGGCAACAUCGGCAAAAUCAUCCUCACUACCGAGCCCAUGAAGGAGGAACCCAAGAAGGAGGAGGCCAAGAAAGAUGAGAAGAAGGAUGACAAAAAGAAAGAGGACAAGAAGAAGGAAGACAAGAAGAAAGAGGAGGCCAAGAAGGAGGAGAAGAAGGAGGAAAAGAAGAAAGAAGAGGCCAAGAAGGAGGAGAAGAAAGCUGAGGAGAAGAAAGAAGAGGCCAAGAAAGAGGAGAAUUGAGAGUUGGGCAGAAGCUAGGAAGGAAAUUGGUGGCUGUGAAUUGUUUGUCUUGGGAGUAUGGGAUCAUUUUUGAGUCUGUGUUGAGUAUGUGUGCGUGUAUGGUGUUGGGAAGUACAGCGUAGUCCAGUUCUCGGCUCAACCCCAGGCAAUUACUCUGGCCCUAAAUCAUCUUGCACUGAAAUCUAAUUGUUUAUCCAGCCUUAUACAAGUUGAGAACUCCAAAGCUGCUCACUCUCUAACAUACAUGCUCUCACACCAUGUAACAGGGGUAUACCACUCUUAUGCCACUAUAGUUCUCGUUUUUUUUUUUUUUCUCCCUGUAUUCAUGCACUCUUGUACUCUGUGCUAUUACUAAUCUUUAACUGCAUGCCUUUUGAGGUAUGCUGGAUCAGUAUUACACUGCCAAAUCCACUACGCCAUCACUUUUCUGCUCUUCAUCCUCACAUCACUGUUACAACACUCCUAACAUCUCGAGCAUUCAUUCUUGACCAUUUCAAAUUUGGCUUAACGGCACUCUCGAUGCUUUGUGUAAUAGCUGCGUACCCACAAAGGAUUAUGGGUAAAUGCCAGGGUUGAGCAAGAGUCCUGUUGUCAUGACUACAGUGUUCCAAAUGUGUCUCUGUCCCCCCCCCCCCCCCCCCUUUUUUUUUUUUUUUCCCCCCAAACCCCUACUCGUCUCCCUAGUCACAUCUAUUCUCCCCUUAGUGAUCCGGUUUCCCUUAUUGGACCAGACUCUUUGAUGGAGAAGUCAAUCACUGAGCCCUGCCCACAUCAUUCACCAAGGCAAUAAGGAGGAGUCAGUGCGGUUUCUGAUUAGCUCAAAAUUACAUGUAGGCCUGUUGAAGGAAAAACAAAUCUAAUUAUGAAUUAUUUAAAUGGUUUCGAGAGGAUCAAGCUGGAAAAUGUGGUGUAAUGAUUGGGGUUCCCCCCCCUCCUCCCCAGAAGCAAUGACCAUUCCAGGUUUUAAGAAGAAUGCAGGCAGUUGUGGGCCAGAAAAAAGGAAAGGGGCUGCGCUACAGACAUUUGAUUUUCAGACACCGAAGAAACUUCAGAAUGACACAGGAUUUGUACGAUUUUUGUAUUCUGGCACACUAUGGUCUUCACUGUAGUGGUCUGCUAAUGCAUACAGUUAUCCAUCACACUGUACACAAAUCUAAUCCGUUAUUAAAAAUGCUGCCUGCUAGCAUCUUAAUGAACUUGGCUACAGAACGGCACUAGUGAAACAUUUCCCUUCAGAUCCAGGCAUUCAGACAUUCUCAAGUUAUUGUAUUAAAAGGGACACUGAAACAUAGUUUGUGAUAAACCCUGAAUGGCGUUUUAUACUUGAGCCUCCUCCAGGAUUCCAUUAUCUGGAGCAUUCCACUGCAAUCCUUAUGACCGCUGGCCUGUUUCCAGUGUAAUCAUUGUUUUUCUGAUUUUCUGCCUCUCUCCUUUCUCUCCCACUCUCUCGCUUGCGUUUUACCGACAGUAGUUGGCAUAGCAACAGGCAUUUGGCCAACAAGUGAUGACAUGGCUUCCCCUACCCACCAAUUCUAAUCAAUCCCACACUUGUUUACACUUCUUUUCCAGCUUUUAUUCAAUUAAAUAUUGUUCAAAAUCUCUUUAUAUGCCAAUUUGACAUCCAUUCAGACUGCUGUCAGAUUCCAGUCACAAGGGCAUAACCUGGCACCCUUCCAACUCCUAAACCCAUCACUCAAACCCACUGGCUCCUCCCUUGGCUAAAUUUAUGCAUCUGUAGUGCUUUUCUGCCUCUCACGGUGAUGUAGAGGCACUGCAGCAACUUUAUUUCUGUUCCUCCAUCAGUGGGUCUGGUUUUUGUCUGUGUGAACUGCGGUGUGUUUGUGUACAGAUGUGGCUGAGAGGUUGUAUGGAUGUAUGUCUCUGUCCUCAGGUCAGUUGUCAGAUUUAGAUGAAUGUUUGGUUUGUGGGUUUUUUUUUCUUUCUCUUGUCUCUACCUCCCUUAUGCUAUGAGCUAGCAGUAUGCGCUAGCUCCUUUGUGCCCCAUCCUUACAGUUUUAUUGCUAACGAACAUAACUUGUAAGCCCCCCUGUGAAUGGCCUGUGUGGUUUGUUUUUUUUCCAUUUGGUAUUAUUUGCACUCUGUGGAUCUUGAUGCACUUAUAGGGAUGGCAGUCCCACUCCCAGCCCCACUGUUCCUCAGGAGUUCCUCCAGUGCUCUUUGUUGGCAUUUACAAACUCUUGCGUACAUGUACUUUUGUUCCACAUAUAUAUACACACAUCAUGAAUAGCUAGAAGAAACAGGACUUCAUCUCAUCCAGUGUUUUCGUCACUGGAAGCUUGUCCAUACAUCUAGGAGGUUGCCCAGAAUGCACUGGGAAGGGUGUGGCACUGCCAUCCCUGCCUAAAGAGUGAUGUUCUGACAUGAGACUGGCAACUGGAUUCUGAUGUGAGUUCAGUGUCAGGAUCAUUCUCGUUCAUGGUUUUUUUUUUUUUGUUUGUGUUUUUUUUUUUUUUAAAUAUCUGGUUCUCUCCCUGUAUUGUGAAGUGCUUCAGUUCUGAAGCAUCAUGUGACCCCCAAAUAACAUUCCAGUGAAGGGUGUCUGUCCACUUUUUUUUUUUUUUGCGUUUUGUUGCCGUGUAGUCCUAUUCUUGGUUUGAGUGAUUUCUAAAUUGAAGAGGCUUUGCUGCACUUCUGUUCAAAUGUGAGGAAUGAUGUUCUAUUGAUCCUGAUUAAGUGUGCCAAACUGUGCUUGAGGCUCUUGCCUUCACUCCAGCUAUCCUUACUACACUGAGCGACAAAAGAGAAGGACUGUCAAUCUUUGCUGGUUGCUUUUAAACCAACUGGCAGUACAGAAACUCAAACUGAUGUCGUACCUGUCGUGUGUGGUUGAUCGCAUCGCUGAAAUUUAUUGGUGCUUAAGAACUCCUGGCUUUUUCGCUAAUGCAUGGAUUAGGUCUCACUGUGCCAAUUGCUACCAAACACUGGAAUACCUCCACAAACACAACUCUCUGGCACACCAGCUCUGCUCAAAAGGGCUGAUCGGUCAGUUAAUGCAAAGUCUGUUAGUGUUUACAAUUCAAAAAAAGAUCAGUGUGUGCAGAACUGGAGAUCAGACUUGAUGUGUUAAGAUGCAGCAGAAAAUGCCAACUAUGGUCAACCUGCUGCAAAGAAAAAUAUAUAAAGUUGUCUUUCUUUUACCUCCUUCCCCCCGGCACACAGUUUAUUCAUGCAUACAACUGCACUGUUUGGACUGGAUUCUCUUGUAGAACCCAGUUUCCACCCUGGAUCUUCCGUCUCUAAGCAGUGCUCUGGUUUUAGAACUGCCGACUGGUGGCAUCAGAGCUGUAGAUUCCACCACUUCCUCCGUCGUGGUUUUGUCCAGCUAUGCUGCAAAAAAAGCAGUUAUUCUGCAGUUCACCUCAAAGUUCAGUCCCAGUAGUAUUAACAUCUGCUUUAUGACUGCAUGCAUUCAUUCACUGGCAUGAGGUUUGUACAUUAGCACACAGUUUGCAUUUUAGUCCAUUUCCCCUUUUUUCAUUCGGAGGCCCAAGACGAGCUUGGCUGCAGGUGCGUCUCUCUCUCUCGUGGAUAUGGAGCUAGCUGUGUGGAUGACGGCCAAAGCCGUCGAGGUUCCAUCAGAGACGCGCUGCUUCCUCUCCAUUCCACAGCCGCUGUAACUUUUCCCAGAAUAGGAAACUCCCUUCAGGACUGCUUUCUGCUUUUCAGAGCAGUGUUGUGUGAAUCAAGCUGCUAGAGCUUAUACGUUUUUUUUCUUUUUUUUUUUUUUUUCCUAUUUAAACUACAAACGGACAUCAAAAAGUGGACAAUUAGAAUUUUUCGAUGUGACUAGAUAUGCUGGUUGACAGGGUACUUACCAAAUGAUAAAUUUAGGAUUUGGUCUUGACUUUUUUUUCUCCACCUUAGUUGUGGUGACUAUUAUUACAACGACACAUUUGUAAAAGAGAUUUCUAUAUAGAUUUCUUGAGGCAUUUGUAUAUCAGGACCCUAAUGAUUGCCAUAUAACUCGCUGCAUCACUGUAGUUGCUAAAUAGCUUUGAACAAUUGCUCUCCUCUCGAGCUGUAUUUGCAUUAAUCACUCUUUCUUCCACACACGUCAGAGAUGCGACAGGCUGUUUUCUUUGUUUUUCUCCAACUCCCUCCAUCAGUGUUCUCUCCAAUGUAUUUGAGACCCUGUGAAGGGCCGCUGCUUUUGUGCUUGACUCUGGGUUGGAUCAUGUGUGACUCACACAAGUGGUCAAGAGGACCGUAGAGCUUGUUUAAUGCUUCUGUGUGUGAUGUUACCAUUAUGCCUUACAUGUUUUCCAGGACUAAUAAAGAGCAUAACAAAGA
Messenger RNA from Neoarius graeffei (lesser salmon catfish), 5978 nucleotides. RefSeq names its product vesicle amine transport 1 (gene vat1). The record is from RefSeq and is a predicted model, not a curated record. Gene Ontology annotation, molecular function: oxidoreductase activity; zinc ion binding. The transcript has 6 exons. Lineage: Eukaryota; Metazoa; Chordata; Actinopteri; Siluriformes; Ariidae. Bases 246 to 1667 code for a protein of 473 amino acids.